AUGGCUUCUUUAAAGGCUCUGACACCGCUUGUCAAUAGCUUGUUUAGGUGCGUAGGCGUUUCGACGUUGGAGGCUGGUGAAAACUCAGCUAUUAGCGGCAUCUCUAGAGCUCUUGGUUUGGAGAUCAUUUGGAUGGUCAACUUAGGAUCCACUUGCGGCCAGAUGCCGCUCUGUAGUCGGUGUGGUCUCGAAGGACGACUGUCGCGUCUCGAGGAGGCUGGGUGGCCAUUUUGUAUCGAUGGAGGCACUGAGACUCUUAAUUGGCUCCUGGGAAAGAGGUCACAGGAAGACAAGACAAGCUUCCUAGGGCCAUGCUCAUGUAGUCACUAUCACCAACCAUCAUUCGGUAUAUUAGACUCACAGGAAAUAUUCCCGCGCAGCCAGCCUCGCAGUCUUACUGCACAAGCUUUAGCUAACCACUUUCUCGUAUUUUUCCUUAUAUUGGGAAAGGCCUUUUGGUACUCGGAUCUCCACAAAUUCUCCACCUCAUCUAAGCCCGAAGGUUAUGCCGAAGAAUUGAGGAAUUCACCCUAUAGACUCUUCGAUACCGAGAUGAGUCACACGACCAUAGAGUCUAUAAUGGACAUCCAUCCAUCCAUUCACACUUCAUACACCUACACUGCAUCCCAAACCUUCAACACGCAAACCACCAACUCCAAGGCCCACGCCAUCGCUUUUAUCACUCUAACUAAAGGAAGGACCGAACGCGUAAAAUCCCCACGAUCUUGUUCCAAAGCUAGGAUCACUCGUCCGACAACUAUGCACUACGCCUACGCUGACGAACCCGGAACACUAGAAUACCGUUUGCUCGGGAAAAACAAACCCUCUGUCGAUUCCUACUCCACUAACGAGCCUAAUUUUGUGAUGGUAGAGCGAUAUGCUUUAAUCACCCCCUCCCUUCUCUAUUUCCUUGUUCUCUCCUCUGAUUGCCCCCCAGCUCCCCUCUUCCCCGUUUAUGCCAGGAAGACCAUAGCUCCUCGUCAAGCCCGCACUAAUCCCCUUCCCAGCUACAAAACCGCGUCCGCAUCCUACUUCCACCGAAGCUUGUCCCUUUUUCUCGGACAGGGAAGACUUUCGCUGAGGAGAUUCUCGCAAAGCCAAUAUUUAUGUUCGAUGGGAGAUUGCUAUUGGGAGUUGGAGGGCGAUAUGGCCAGAAAUAGUAUGGCGAAGCUGGAUGCAUUGGAUCUGUUCAUUUUGGUUGGAUUAGCAUUGGAAAGCGGACUUAGUAUGGACAGUUCGAGAUAUCUACCAGUUAACCAUCCAUAUAAACCCUAA
This is a messenger RNA of Lindgomyces ingoldianus, 1275 nucleotides long. RefSeq lists its product as uncharacterized. The transcript has 9 exons. Lineage: Eukaryota; Fungi; Ascomycota; Dothideomycetes; Pleosporales; Lindgomycetaceae. The record is from RefSeq and is a predicted model, not a curated record. Bases 1 to 1275 code for a protein of 424 amino acids.